Messenger RNA from Rotaria sp. Silwood1, 1584 nucleotides. NCBI's taxonomy places the organism in Eukaryota, Metazoa, Rotifera, Eurotatoria, Philodinida, Philodinidae. The record is from the annotation of a GenBank genome assembly.
AUGCGUGCUCAACGAGAAUUCAGAUUAGUCAAAUCUAUUCGGCGAAAAGCACGGAAAGCAAAACUUAUAAUACGUGUAUGUGAUAAAGGAGGUGGUCUACAUAUUGGUAGUAAAAGUGAUUAUGAAAGAAAAGCAGCUAAAUAUCGAGAAGAUACAAAAGCCUAUCAAGAAUUAUCUUACAAUCCAUUGAAGGAUAUGAUAACAAAUGUGACAAAUGCACUUAAUGUUAUGAAACAAAAUAAAGGACUGACAAACUAUAAUUACAGUCGUUUGGUACCCAAUCCAGAACACGUCAAAUUAUCUUACAAGUAUUACAAUCCGAAGCCACACAAGAAAGGAACACCAUUACGACCAAUCAUGAAUACAAUUAAAGCAGUAACAAGACCUAUUUCUGAUUUCUUAGAUGAACUGAUCCGACCUAUCUAUGACGAAUAUAAUAAAGACAAUACGUUUACCGAUGGUGUUGAUCUCCUCAAGUGUCUUGAAAACUAUGCAGCUAAUGAUGAAGCCAUACGAAUUCUAGGUGAUUUUCUUCGUCAACAUGUCGGUGAAAGAGUCAAAGGUGUCUCUAUUGCGACUAUUCAAAAAUUAGCCGAACUUGUCUUGAAAGAAAACGCUUUUAUAUAUGAUAAUAAAUUUUAUAAGCAAAUUAUUGGUGGUGCUAUGGGUUCACCAUUUACUUUAACUUUAGCUAAUAUUUUUAUGUGGCAUUGGGAAAAACGUUGGGUUCGACGACAACAAAGCAAAAAAGAAAUUUAUGGCCGCAAUAACAAUGGAGUUCUUUAUACUUCUGUUUACCAUAAGCCAUCAGCCGAACCAUGUGUAGUUCCAUUCAUCUCUGAUCAUCCUCGAUAUACGUUUUCAAACAUUAUACAAACGGCUCUUGUUCGAGCUAUUCGAUAUUCAUCGACAUUUGCAGCAUUUAAUAUAGAACGACGUGCUAUACGACUCAUGUUAUUAUUUAAUGGAUAUCCAUCUACUUAUAUUGACCAACAAUUUCGAAAAGUCUUCGGCAAUUCUAUUUCAUCUACUUCGAUCCUACCAUUAAUCGAUAAUGAAGGACAAUUUUCCGAAUUACGCAACAAACUCAUGGGUCAACCAACAUCUCGACAAUCACAAGUAGAAGCACGAAUAACACAAUCCAAAGAUGACAAUGGACAAUAUCCUGCGGAACAACCACUAUCCGCCACCAUACCAAGACUCCCUACUACCACAACAGAGCAAGGCACAAAAACCAAAUUUCAAGAUAAAGCCAUUAUACACUAUACGCAUGAGAAACGAUUCACAACGACGAAAAAAGAUAUGCAUGAAAUUUUUCGUAAAGCUUUUAAAUGCCUUGCAAUUGAAGCUCUUCGACUCAUUGUUGGUCAUCGAAGUAGUCCUUCUACGCAACGUGAACUCAUAAGAAAGAGACCACAACCAAAACAUCUCACGUUCAAAGGACAACAAAAUAAGACCGAUCAUACCGUGUGCCAAACACUUCUCAAUAAUGACUCUUUUCCCCUCCACAUACAAUUUCCAUUAUCCAAUUUCUUUCUAGAAUCAGAAGAAAAUGCAACAAACAAAUCACGACCAACUUCAUAA